Sporothrix schenckii 1099-18 is the source of this 354-nucleotide messenger RNA. RefSeq lists its product as uncharacterized. Bases 1 to 354 code for a protein of 117 amino acids. The transcript is spliced from 2 exons. NCBI's taxonomy places the organism in Eukaryota, Fungi, Ascomycota, Sordariomycetes, Ophiostomatales, Ophiostomataceae. The record is from RefSeq and is a predicted model, not a curated record.
AUGGCACUGCUCCCCGCAGACCACAGCUCCACCGAGCUGUGGCUCAGGCCCAAUCACAAGCCGCAGAAGCUCAACGCCCGCACUGUUCCAAAUGCCAUCGUCAACCAUCCAUCCUUCUUUGUUCGGGGAAUCUCUCCCACAUCAAACAUUCCCCUCAACGUCCUACCUCCAUUCCACCCCGUUGCUUCGACCGCACACUUUGCUCGAUCCGACGCAGAACCGCACGCUUUUCUCUUUUACUUCAUUCGUUUCAUUUUUUGGGUCGCUGGAGAGAUCCGCCGAGUUUCGACGAUCCUCGACAGCUCUCCUCUUCCCUUCUUCACAUCCAUCGAGCUCUCUACCCCAAAGGCAUAG